Messenger RNA from Myxocyprinus asiaticus (Chinese sucker), 3515 nucleotides. Its product is annotated as rap guanine nucleotide exchange factor 5-like. Gene Ontology annotation, molecular function: guanyl-nucleotide exchange factor activity. Gene Ontology annotation, cellular component: plasma membrane. The record is from RefSeq and is a predicted model, not a curated record. The coding region runs from base 216 to 2831 and encodes 871 amino acids. Gene Ontology annotation, biological process: positive regulation of GTPase activity; Ras protein signal transduction. Lineage: Eukaryota; Metazoa; Chordata; Actinopteri; Cypriniformes; Catostomidae. The transcript has 26 exons.
GUCAUGAUGUCCGCUGUCUUUACACACUCUCUGCACAUUUACUGAUCUAACGCUGUACGGACCGGUUAUAGACUUAUGUCGAUUUCAUGUGUUCACUUGUGACGAGUCUUCAUUCGUCCGUGAUGUAAACUUUAGAUUCUAAAGGAUUCUCGGCACAUGAAUCAAAGCUUUCCCUCAACCUGUUGUGAACCUUCUUGUGUCUUGGACCCCCGGGUAUGGAGGUGGCUGACAGCCCGCUUGUGGUUAAGGAUGGUCCAGUGAAGUGGCGCUGGAGAAAACACCUUAAAGAUCACAGCAGCAUAAAUGACCCUCCUCUACUAAUGAAGAAUGGCACUCAGUUCAAGAAGAGCCUGGAAGUUAUAAUAUCUCAGAAGACGCCACCUGAGUCCAUCCGCAGUUCAAAUGCAGGACAGUCUAGACAAAAGGCUUGCGUGAAAAAUGUGCCAUGUGCUAGCCGAGCACUCAGAAAUGCUUUCUUAUCCAAUGGCCUGGAUAACUGGAAAGCACAUAUUAAACUGGCAAGAAUCAUCAGGAGGACAUAUAUCGGUCUGGAGCUGGUGGAAUGGCUGAUGGAUCACUGUGAAUUUAUACAGAACAGGGCAAUAGCUUCCAGAAUCUGGAACAUUCUUCUGGACUUGGGUAUUCUGCUCUCAGUGGAGCAGCAGGAUGGAUUUGAGGACUCCAGGUCUUUAUACCAGUUCACUUUUGAAGAAUGUGAGGCUCAGAGCUGUGAUUUCAGAAACCAGGCAAACUGGCAGAGUGCAGUGCAUCUGCUCCUGCAACAGCUGCCUCAUGUUCAGCUCCGAGCUGGAACCCAGAGACGUUGUACAGAAGAUACACUGAAUACUUCUGAUGUUUGUAAUCCUGUUCUUCAAAUGAGAGCAUUGGAGCAUCUCACCUCAACGGUGCAGAAUGAACUUCUCGUGGCUCUGGCUCACAAGGCACAGACUAAAUCAAGGAACGAUGCAAGCAGUCCAGAGCACAAUACUGACACCCCACCACAUUCUCCAAGUCCUGCUGAGCUCAAGCAGGGCCCUGGAGCUGGUACAUGCAAUAGAGAGGACAUCAGCCGAUUGGAGAUGGUCCAGAGACUGGCCAAAGACGGAUGCCGCCUUUUAAAUGGCCCACUCAGAGCUACUGAAAGGCCCAGUGAGCCCACCGGUGACGCAGCAGUCCGUGUAUGUGAGCGAGAGCGGACCCACAAGGUGCUGCUUCCUCAGAGGACAACGUCACCCAGAUCUCCCCCCUCCUUCAUCCCCUCCUCCUCUUCGACCAGGAGGUACGCUGCGGUGCCCGCCACCCGUGAGAAGGUUCUGGAGCACCUGCUGGACCACCUGAGGCUAGAUGGAGAGCAAAGCAGCCCGCAAAGAAAAGAGAUAGAGAGUCUACUGGAUGAUUUCCUACUGACGUACCCUGUGGUCAUGUCCACCAGUGACCUGUGCCAAGCACUACUUGCUCACUAUUGUUUAAAGAAAGGACGGAUGAAAGGUGAAGGGAGAGAGACUCUGCUUAGGAAACGAAAAGUGCUGCACCUGCUCUCCCGGUGGAGCUCGCUGUGCACAGACCUGCCGCAGGACGAUGAGCACGCCAAACUGUUCCUCAAGACCCUGUACAGAUACGUUCUAGAUGAUCUCUAUGAGUUCCCCUCCCUGGAGAAGGAUUUUAAAGAACUUCAGAAACUUCUCCGGAUGCAACGCAGACACACGGUAGAUGAGUACUCUCCGCAAAGGAAGAAUAAAGCUCUCGUCCAUCAGUUGAGUCUGAAGGAGAGCUGGCACCCCGUGAGAGGAGAUCAGAGAGAGAGUAAGGAAGUGCUGUGUCGUGUGUACAUGACUAUAGACUCAUACGUGAGUGUAAGGACACACAGCGAGGUGUGUGUGCAGGAAUUGCUGAGAACUUUGGCUGAAAGGCUCGACUGCGUUGAGGAUGACAUGGUGCUGGUCGCCGUCACGUAUACUGGAGAGAAGGUUCUGCUUCAGUCAGAUCAGUGUGUAUUUUCUGCUUUACUCAGCGCUGCAGACAGGCUGCACGUCUGCAGAAGAGACCUGACUGAGAUCAUGAGUCUCUUCACCGAUAACGGACAGAUGCAGCAGCGGUCAGUGAAGAUGCUGAGCAUGAACACAUGGGAUGUAGCUAUUUCACUCACCAACUGUGACUGGACACUCUUCAGUAACAUACAUGAGCAAGAGCUGGUGUAUUUUACGCUGAGCCGCGAUUCAAGCACUGGCCACACGGUGGUGCUGGAGCAGCUGUUACAGCGCUGUAAUGAGACUCAGCAGUGGGUGAUGACUGAAGUGCUUCUGUGUCCGACCCUCUGCAAACGUGUGCAGCUCUUCAAGAAAUUUAUCAAGAUCGCAGCACACUGUAAAGUACAGAGGAACCUAAACUCAGUUUUUGCUAUCAUUUUGGGAUUGAACAGUCCAGCUGUCAGUCGACUCACUCAGACAUGGGAGAAAGUCCCUGGGAAGUUCAGGAAGUUAUUUUCCGAGCUGGAGAGCCUGACAGACCCUUCUUUAAACCACAAAGCCUAUAGAGAUUCCUUCAGGAAGAUGAAAUCUCCCAAGAUCCCAUUCCUACCUCUGCUUCUGAAAGAUAUUACCUUCAUUCAUGAGGGCAACAAAACCUUUCUCGACAACCUGGUCAACUUUGAUAAGCUACACAUGAUAGCAGACACAGUGCGGAUUAUAAGGCAGUGUCGGACAGAUCACAUGGGAUACAUGCUGUGCCAGAAGGACAGUGUAGAGGUGAGAAUGUACAUCAACUACCUGCACAUCAUCGACAAUCAACAGACCCUCUUUGAGCUCUCACACAGACUAGAGCCCCGGACAUAGAACAACACAUGGGUCCCGAUCCACUACUGAAAGAGAUAGGACAAAAUCCUUCCUCUAAAAAUGAAGACUGUGGUGAGCAAGUCAUCCACUAGGGGGGAAACACACUUGCAUCAAUCACAAAGACCAGAGGCAGAGUUUCGCACAACCAAAGAUCUCUCUGCAAGUUACAGUAUAGUACACAAGUACACAGGUAAAAGGUAUAGUUCACCCAAAAAUGAAAAUACGUUCAUUAUUUCCUUACCCUCAUGUUGUUCUAAACCUGUAUGACUUUUGCUUCAAGGAAGAAAGAAAGGUAUAUAGGUUUGGAACAACAUGAGGGUGAGUAAAUGAUGACAUUUGUUAUAUUUUUGGGUGAACUAUCCCUUUCAGUUAUUUGAAGAAACUGAAAUGGAGAUCUAUAAAAUUGGCUUCUGAAACAGUUCUGCAAAACAGUUACAACAGGCAUGAACGAUUAAAAUGGUCCAGUAUUCUAUAUGUUACACUAAAGACACAUCGUAAUGGGAUUCCAGAUGGUGUUUUUGUUCAGCUCACUUUCACUCAGUAGUGUAGAACACAUUAUUAUUAUUAUUAUUGUUGAUGUUAUUAUUACUAUUUUUUUUUUUUUUUUUAGCCAGUUUUUGAACCAGUGGAGUUGUUUGCAUAUACAUAUAUGGGAAAAUCAUGGGCACAAAUUAGAAUUUUGAG